Triticum aestivum (bread wheat) is the source of this 667-nucleotide messenger RNA. Its product is annotated as putative ripening-related protein 4. The record is from RefSeq and is a predicted model, not a curated record. The transcript has a single exon. NCBI's taxonomy places the organism in Eukaryota, Viridiplantae, Streptophyta, Magnoliopsida, Poales, Poaceae. The coding region runs from base 35 to 646 and encodes 203 amino acids.
GCAGAUUUGCAAGCAACGUGAGUACCUCACAUACAUGGCUAACCUGAAGAAGCUACUAGCUAUGUUUGCUCUCUUGAUGUUCUUGUCACACCUCCGUGUCCAUGGCGUCUCCGUGUCCGUGGGUAGUAGCGCGAAUGUUACUACAGAGAGCAGCCACAGUCGCGGCAGGUGCCACAUCAGUGGCUUCCUGCAUGGUAAAUCCGGCGACUGCAAAAGGGAUCACGGCUCGGUCUGCUGUAAAGACGGUCACCGCUACCCGCGAUUCAGGUGCUCGCCCCCGGUGUCGGCCGACACGCCAGCGAUCCUAACUCUGAACAGCUUCGCACGAGGUGGAGACGGCGGCGGCAAAUCGUUCUGCGACAACCGCUUCCACAAGGACACCGAGCUGGUGGUGGCGCUGUCCACGGGGUGGCUGCGCCUGGACGGCAAGCGCAGGUGCAACAAGAUGAUCCGCAUAAACGGGAACGGGCGUGCUGUCCUGGCCAAGGUCGUCGACGAGUGCGACUCGGUGUACGGCUGCGACGCCGAGCACAACUUCGAGCCACCGUGCCCAUACAACGACGUAGACGCGUCACCAGCCGUGUGGAAGGCGCUGGGGCUCAAGGAGGCGAUUGGAGUGUUCAAGAUCACAUGGUCUGAUGUGUGAGCUAUGCCAUGAAGACCUUGC